AGCGUCCAGGCGUGCAGUACUGCCUCACUGCCCGCCGCGUGAGUUCAUCCUCAUGCACCAACACUACGGUCGCCAGUAUGGCGAAAGGGGGAGCCUCCCGCCCGCUUCCCUGGUAUCAAGGACCGAAAUUAAAUCCAUUUGUAUUUCCAGAGGGCAUUUUUGGUCCCCGAAUUCGAUUCCUGGGUCUUAUUAGAGGCAGCGCGCGCGGCGAAACCCAUCGCGUUGACAUUGACGGCCAAGAAUACGACCUGACAGUGUUCAAAUUUUAUCGAUGGUCAGAUCUCGUUGAGUCGACGUACUUUGAACAAUGCCCCGACCAGACCAUCAAAGACGUCAUAGCACAAUCUGAUCCGUUCCAUUGCGAGUGCCGCGCGUACGGACGGCUUAAGGAGACCAACUCUGAACAUCUAGCCAUCAAGUGCUACGGUUACAUCAUCUUGAAUGAUGACGAGGAGGCCCAACUUUUAAAGGCGUCGUCCUCGGACUGGGCGAGACCAAUGGGGCAGAAGAGCCAAGGGAUUCGAGCUGUCGCCAAAGAGUGCCUCCCAUACAACGCAGAUUUGGAAUAUCAUAUGCUACCUCAGAUAAGACGCGAUAUGUUAGACAUGCACAAGAUUGGCAUAUGCGUCUACAAUCUCAGCAAAGAGAGCUAUAUUCAAGGCAAAGUGGCCGACUUGUCCGAAGCCAUGGUUGUACCGCAUCGGGAUCUCGAUUUAUCCAGCAAUGGCCUGACAGCAAAGCGGAAUUGCCAACGUGAUUUUAUUAAUAUGGAUGCCAUAGUGGAUGAAUGGAAUACCAGGCAUCCAAAAGAUACGUACAAUGGUUUCUUUACACCAGCUCCGCACCAGCAAGGGCGAAACGUGCAGUGGCUUGCCAAUCGCCUCUUCAGCGGUAGUAGCAAGCAUGUCACCGCUGCAGAAUAUGACUGGAAACAAGCAGCCAAUGCAAGAAGAACAUUGGCAAUUGCGCUCCAGAGGGACGGUGAUGGUUCAAGGAAGCGGCCUCGAGGGUCAUGAUGAUUAGCGUCGUUGUCGAUUACAAGUCUUGUUUUUCAGGUUGGGCGUGCGAUUGCCGCGAUUUCCUAGAUGCCGACUUCCUAGCGGCGGAUGCUACUUUCCAAUCAUAUCUCGGUGGCAUUAGAUAUUUGUCGGGCACAGUCAUGAAUGGUGUUGUAGUGGCUCGCGUGCUCAGCCGUAGUCUGCUUAUAUAUUUCAUUCGCGGCAAGAAGAAUCGGAGAUAUGCCUGGCGCGGGUGCGCCUCAUUCCAUGACACUAAAAUCCCAUCAAUUGCAGUGAAGUCUCGCCAGUAUGCUUCGUGCGUUGAACUUGUCUGAUCAACGAGGUCCAAAUAUCGAUGGGGAGUGACAUGUGCUUGGCUAAAGUCGACAAUCUUGCUCUCCAUAGAGUUAUCUUCCCGCAGGUCGAAUACACAGAUUCCAAUUCGAUGGGGACUGAGAAGAUCACGUCGCAUCUGAGGUAGUUUACUUCGCUCGAAAUGGGUCGACCCUUCCACGUACUUUUUGACAAUACCCCGGAUGCCCAUUCGCUGGUGCUCUGGUCGAUGUCGCGUCCAUGGGAAUGAGCUGAGCUGCCUGACUUGUUCCUCCUCCUCUGCAGUAAGGAUAACGUAUCCAUAGCACUUUAUUGCUAAUUCUUCGUUGCCGGUCUCUUGUAACCUACCAAAUGCUCGGCAUUCACAGUUGAACGGAUCAGAUUGGCCCAUGACACCUUUGAUGGUGACUCCGUCGUAUUGCAGUGGCUCGGGUGGUGUCAGCAUCCGCCAAUAAUAAAAUUUAAACUAUGAAUUGAAUUUUAGCAUAAAAAAUAUUUCAAUUGGUUAUAGGGAUCACCAACAAGCUUUAGAGCAUACAUGGUUCCAUUCAUCUCGACCUUGUGUACCUCGCCAUGAAGACCGCUCCCGAGUCGCCCCAAGAAACGAAUCCUCGGCUCAUUAUUCCUUUCCAAAAAUUCAAAUGGUUUUUACUUUGGUCAAGAAUAUAAGGGCAAUGGGCGCUUCGAGGUCAUCUCUGUCUCGCUGACUCUGUGCUGGAGCUCGUGUCAAUGUUGUUGAUUGGAUGUGGUUUCAAGCGCCGUGAGUUUCAGUAACGCU
Molecule: messenger RNA, 2109 nt
Organism: [Torrubiella] hemipterigena
Lineage: Eukaryota; Fungi; Ascomycota; Sordariomycetes; Hypocreales; Clavicipitaceae
Source: the annotation of a GenBank genome assembly